Mugil cephalus (flathead mullet) is the source of this 1831-nucleotide messenger RNA. RefSeq names its product zinc finger protein 277 (gene znf277). The transcript is spliced from 12 exons. Lineage: Eukaryota; Metazoa; Chordata; Actinopteri; Mugiliformes; Mugilidae. The coding region runs from base 120 to 1421 and encodes 433 amino acids. The record is from RefSeq and is a predicted model, not a curated record.
UAUCCAAAACCUUAGUUGAACGCAUCAUUUCUAUCGUUUAUGUGUUCACCGGCAGACCGUGAAGGCGGCCCUGCUGUGAUUGGUCCGUUUUCCGCUGUUUUUACCACGUGGUACGGAACAUGGCCGCCACCGAGCGAAGUAAAGAUGGUAAGGACAGCAUCCUGGAGCCACUGUGUUUUCCAGAGCAGCCGGUCCACAGCUCCAGUGCUCCUGCUCUUACCAGUGUUGAGCUCCUGGUCUGCCUCUUGUGUUCCGAGUCCGUCCCUCCGCUGCAGAAAGACAAUCUCCUCAAACACCUGCUGCUGGAACACAGGCUGGUUAUUGCUGAUGUCAAACUCAUCGCAGACCUCCCAAAGUACAUGUUGUACUGGAAGGGCAGAUUCCUGGAGCAGCCAGUGACAGAUUUCUGCAGUGUGAUCAAGACCAAUUCCACUGGGCCAGCUGAAAAACAGGAGGACUACUUCCUGCUGUGUGAUGUCCUUCCAGAGGACCGACUCCUCAGAGAGAAGCUCCAGCAGAAACGACUGGAGGAGGUGUUAGAGCAGCAGCAGAAGGAACGAGACGAAGGCAGCUUCCAUCGUCUCUGCAUGUUCUGCAGUGAAGAGUUCACUGGAAACAGGUCAUCCCUGUUGAACCACAUGGCCAGAGAACAUUCCUUCAGCAUUGGGCUGCCAGACAACAUCGUCUACUGCAAUGAGUUCCUAGACACACUGGAGAACAAACUGGACAAUCUGCAGUGUUUGUAUUGUGAAAAAACCUUUCGAGAUAAAACCACACUGAAGGAUCACAUGAGGAAAAAAUCUCACCGUCGAAUCAACGCCAACAACCACGAAUACGACCGCUUCUACGUCAUAAACUAUCUGGAACUGGGAAAAACCUGGGAGGAGGUACAGAGUGAAGAUGACCGUGAGCUGGUAGAUGAUGAGGAUGAUGAUUGGUCAGACUGGCAGGCUCAUCCAGUCUCUGCUGUGUGUCUGUUCUGUGAUCACCAGUCAGAGACGAUGGACCAGAUCUACACACACAUGAAGGAAGCCCAUGGCUUUGAUCUCCAUAACCUGAAGACAGAACUCAACCUCAAGUUCUUCCAGCAGGUCAAACUGGUGAACUUCAUCCGGCGGCAGAUCCACCAGAGCCGUUGCUAUGGCUGCCAGGAGAAGUUUGAAUCCAGAGCUGAGGUUCUGCGUCACAUUGUGGCUGAAGGUCACGUAAUGAAACUGCCAGAGAUGUCCACCUGGGAUCAGCCACAGUAUUACUUCCCCACAUACGAGAAUGAUGCACUUCUGUGUACAUUAUCUGACAGCGAUGAAAGUGAUGAGACACAUCACAGUGAGGACAUCCCGGUCAUCGCAGAGGACAUCUCCAAUCUCAGAGCGCUACAACAGACCAGUGUUCUAAACCAGCUGCUGAAGAAAAGACAUUGAUGGACAGAUGAUUUCUUUUGAAAGCUUCCUCCUCUCGUCAGAUUGCCUGUACUUCCAGACAACAUUUUUAUCUGCAAACAAUAAAGCAGAUAUUUUGUACUCUCUGGAGAAAAACAUUAUGCAGUCUGAACAUGCACUUUGAAAGCCUAUCAGAACCAAGAGGUGCAGUUACUCAUUUACAUUCAAGUAAUAAUGACAUAAACAUCCACAUAUCUUGAACAUCGACUUUAUUAUUCAAAAUAAAAACUGUUCUCCCUUGUACGUAUUAUAAAUAGUAGUCUCUCUGAUUACAGGUGCAAAAUUCUUGAUCGCUGCAAUGGAGACAAAACACUCAAACCUUGUUUAAAAAGUACCCAGCUGUGACUGUUCACAUUAAAUAUAUAGAUGAUUAAAGAACAGUAAGCAUCUCA